Acipenser ruthenus (sterlet) is the source of this 2420-nucleotide messenger RNA. Its product is annotated as protein mono-ADP-ribosyltransferase TIPARP-like. The record is from RefSeq and is a predicted model, not a curated record. Lineage: Eukaryota; Metazoa; Chordata; Actinopteri; Acipenseriformes; Acipenseridae. Bases 191 to 2191 code for a protein of 666 amino acids. Gene Ontology annotation, molecular function: NAD+ poly-ADP-ribosyltransferase activity; zinc ion binding. The transcript is spliced from 6 exons.
CUUGCAACAGCUGUGAGCCGCAGCCUCUGGAGCUGGAGUAGGGUGGUUUGUCACGCACCAAGCAGAGCUCACAAGUUAACACGAAUACUUCAGGAUACACGCGAAAAAUACUAAUGAUCAGAGGAGUCGGACGAUCCAAAUUAUAGAACUGAAAAAACCUGAUUAAUAUAUAGAGGUUUUAAAAUAAGUUAUGGAUACAACUUUGCAUUUACUGCAAACGGAAACAAAAAGUGUUGGUACAAUUUUAGGCACUUCAUUGAAGCUCAACUGCACAACAAUGCCGAGUGAAGUGUUCAACGAACAGAUGGGGCUGUCUGGCAAAAUCCCUCUUGUCAAGCCUUAUUUAAAAAAGAAACACGCUCCGAGGAAGUUGGAUACAAAAUGUCUCCGGGCAUUGGAUCCCAUCCUGACCAGUUUAUUAAGCUCAGAUGCACUUGUAGGGGGAGGCGAUGGGGUCUUUGUACCCAGGAGUCAGUCCAGAAGCCAAAGAAAUUUGUGCGAGGCUGUUGUACAAAAGCAAACGAGGAUAAACCAGAUUUGCUUAAAAGAAGGGGGUGCUGUGCCUGGGUUGACACCGCGCGCUGAAGCAGCACAGCUAACUGACCCGAACGCUAAACUUGUGGAACCCGAACAAGAGGUUCAAAUUCAGUCUGGUGGUACAAUAGAUUCUGAUGAGCCCAGUUUUCAGCCGCCGGCAAGCGAAAAGGCGGUGGCUAGUAGUGGUGCCAGUCCGUCGUGUCAAGAUGACAAGAUGAAUGAAAUCUACCCCUCUGAGUCGUUCCAGGGUGCUAAUUGCCUUGCUGACAAUGACAGCCUCGUGCAAAGCGGGAUCUUCCAGGAUAAAAGCGAGGAAGCCUCGUUGGAUCUUGUGUUUGAACUACUGACCCAGCUGCAGUAUCACACGCAACAAGGGGACGGGAUAUCGGUCUGCGUGGAUUUUCUGCAGGGGUGCUGUGGUUAUGGCAACGACUGCCCCGAACAUCACACGGUGCUGCCUUACCACUGGCAGAUCAGGAAGACUGGGACUCCGAUUUGGCAAAGUGUUUCCGACGAAUCGCAGGAACAAUUGGAAAGACUCUAUUGUAACCCAGACAAUGAACAAGUCAAGCUUAAAUAUCAGGGACGUGUUUUUGCACUGGAUUUCAGCCUCAUGAGGGUUGCCGAUGUAGAAUAUGACCUGGUGCGGAGAUUGUCUACUCCUCCCAGCACAAACAUAAACUCCAACUACCACACUGUGUGGAAGUACUACUGCCGGGACAGCUUCGGCUGGAGGGAGUACUCUGAGCCAGUUGUUCGAUUGAUAGAAGAAGCUACCUGCAGGGGGUUAAAGGAAGUGCGCUUUGUGACUUUGCAAAAUCAGUACAUCCUGAACAUCAAAGAAGGGUUCCAGCAGAACGCCAUCUUUGGUUUCAGAAGACAGAUCAAGAAAAGACCCCUUUUCCUCUCCACAGUCAUGCUGAUGCCUUACUUACAAACGCUUAGUGGCCUCUCUUUACCAAUAUCUCCAGUAAGCGGAACAGCUUCCUCUGAACCCCUAUCUCCAACUACCUCUCUGAAGAUUUAUCCUGAAACUUGGAUUUUGAUGGAUUCCUUUCAGGAUUUUAUGCAAGUGCCUGUGUCUAAGGAAGACAAAAGCUACAGAACUGUCUAUAGUCUCUUCCACAAGACUGUAUCAGAGACAAAAUUUAAGAUCAUGAAGAUCACCAGGGUGCAGAAUCCUUUCCUUUGGGAAAAGUAUAAAAGGAAGAAGGAGUACAUGUCUAGAAAAAUGAGCGAAAUGGACCGCAUGAUAAACGAAAGACACCUGUUCCACGGGACCUCCCAGGACGCCGUCGACGGGAUCUGCAAACACAACUUCGACCCGCGGGUCAGUGGGAAACACGCCACCAUGUUUGGACAGGGAAGCUACUUUGCCAGAAAGGCCAUCUACUCACACAACUUUUCCAAACGGUCUCCGAAGGGAGUUCACUAUAUGUUUCUAGCCAAGGUGCUCACAGGGAAAUUCGUAGUGGGCAACGCCACCAUGAGGAGGCCACCGCCUUUGAACGCCAACGACCCAUCCAGUGACUUGUUCGACUCUUGCGUUGACAAUUGGAUAGACCCUCAAAUUUUUGUCGUUUUCAAUGAUGACCAGAGCUACCCUUAUUUCAUUAUACAGUAUGAAGAAGUUUCUAAUACUGUCGCCAUUUAGUCUGUUUUGCUGCUAAACCCUGCUGAAGAAAAGUCAGUGAACCAUAAGGAAAGAAGCAGAACGGUUUCUGAGUCAGGGUUUCUAUGAAUCAGAUGUAUCAGACCUAUGUCUGUAUUUCAAGCUAUGGAGGUUAAAAAAGGCAGUUAUCUUACAGCUGUAUAUGGGUGAGCAGUUAUCCUUCGCUGCUAGACAAAGUAAAAAUUGACAAAAAUUAAAAAUUUGACAAGAC